This is a messenger RNA of Rubroshorea leprosula, 1316 nucleotides long. NCBI's taxonomy places the organism in Eukaryota, Viridiplantae, Streptophyta, Magnoliopsida, Malvales, Dipterocarpaceae. The record is from the annotation of a GenBank genome assembly.
GCCCAUUUGUGAAAGCAUAGAAAGGGGCUUCCGUCCGAUAGAUUGCCGGAUUAGUCGAAUUGAGGAAAUUUUAGGAUUCGAUUCUAGCAAUAUGGGCUACGAUUAGUAGAUCUUUUCAAUUCUAACAAAGAAGAUAGUAGGAAAGUUUUAAAUAAUUCAAGAGACAGCGUCGAGUGAAAAAUUGAUUAAUAAUUUGAGGUACAGAUGAAUAAGCAUUUGGGGUUGCAUUUGGGAGUGAGAGGCACAACGAUUCUAGAGUAGUUCUUUGGUUUAGUUUUAAGUUAUUCUGGAUUGUGGAAUAAUUAGAAUUGAAGAUCUAUUUGCUAUGACUUAUUGCUAUUAAAUUUUAUGUUGGAUUUUAUGAAGAAGGAUGCUGGAGUGGUUCAGAAAGGUGAAAAUGAUCCUAUUUUCUCUACUUCCUGUAUGCUUCAGUUCUUAUACCAUGACUUGAUUUUGCUGGAAAAUCAAAUACCUUGGUUUGUGCUUGAGCUUCUGUUUAGCUUAACAAGUGAUUCGUUUGAAACCAAGUCCUUACUUCAACUCGCCUUGGUUUUCUUCGACAACAUUUUUUCAUCUGAGAAAUCUCCUAUACAACUAAAUCUCUUCGCCAAUCAAGAAAUCCAGCACAUUCUUGAUUUGAUAAGAAGUUCUUUGGUGUUGCCACUUGGGCAGCAGCAAGGCCAAGAAGAGACAGUGGGAUCACCAAGCAUCCUGGAUGCCAAAUUCAGAAGAGGCACUCUGGAAAUGCCAUCAAUUCUCGUCCAAGAAACCAUUGAACCUGCCUUCCGAAAUCUGAUCAGCUACGAGCAAUGUUAUCCAAAUUGUUCUCCCAGAAUUACAAGCUAUGCUAUUCUCUUGGACAACCUUAUCAACAAUGAAGAGGAAAUGGAAGAACUCGGCAAGAGUGGGAUUCUUAUCAACUGGCUUAACCCGCAUGACACCACACCGUUCUUUAAGAUGCUAUACCAUGACACUUUUGUGAAAGAGUUUUAUUACUGGAAGCUUUGCUGGGAAGUGAAUGAAUAUCAGCAGAAAUUUUGGCCUAAAUGGCGAGCUUUUUAUACCCACAAUUUUUUUGCAAAGCCAUGGGCCAUUGUUUCUCAGAUUGCUGCUGCUAUCCUUCUCGUCCUAACUUUCCUGCAAACCAUUUAUUCCAUGAAGUGAUGAAUACUUGUUGUCAUGCAUGUCAUAUCAUGUUGAGACACAAACAAAAAUUGUCAUGAGUUAAUGAUAUGUAAUAUUCAUGAUCUGGGGACUCUUUACUUUUGAUGAAUCUCUUAUGAGGAAUUUGAUUAGAAUAUAAAGUUUUCUCAAUC